GGCUGCAGCCUGUUUUAAAAUCCCCUUUUCAAUUUCCAAAACGAAAACUGCGAGAAUUAAUAGCCUCAUUCAAGUUGUCCAAGAGCUCCGAAGUCUUUUCGAACAGCAAAGCACUGCAUCCAGAGCGAUUGCCCGACUUCUUCGCCCAGAGAACACUGGGACAAGGCAGCCUCAUUCCACAGGGCAAAUACAUCCUUCUCAACAAACAUGAAGAGCAAAGACCUCAAUAUGACCGCCCGACAGGUUUACUUGUACAAGCCAAUUUCACUUGAGAGCAAAGACAUACGCCUUCUACACUUGUUACCCGGCAAGUGGGAAGAAGACAUUCAAUGCCAAUUGGAGGUUAUAGGACUCGAGAAACACCCAGUGUAUGAAGCCUUGUCCUACGCAUGGGGAGACCCCAAAGUCGUACGGCCUAUCCUCCUUGACGGCGAGCAAAUGAACGUCACGAUCAAUCUCGAGUCGGCGCUAAGACAUCUGCGAUUUCCGGGGUCCACGCGCAUACUCUGGGUUGAUGCACUUUGCAUAGACCAGAAGACCGCUGUUGAGAAGACACAUCAGGUCGGUAUGAUGGAUGAGAUCUACAAGCAAUGCUUUAGGGUUAUCAUCUGGCUUGACAUCUCGCCCAUAUCAACGC
Molecule: messenger RNA, 637 nt
Organism: Colletotrichum navitas
Lineage: Eukaryota; Fungi; Ascomycota; Sordariomycetes; Glomerellales; Glomerellaceae
Product: heterokaryon incompatibility protein-domain-containing protein
Exons: 1
Source: RefSeq, a predicted model, not a curated record